Brienomyrus brachyistius is the source of this 2051-nucleotide messenger RNA. RefSeq names its product speedy protein A-like. NCBI's taxonomy places the organism in Eukaryota, Metazoa, Chordata, Actinopteri, Osteoglossiformes, Mormyridae. Gene Ontology annotation, molecular function: protein kinase binding. The transcript has 11 exons. The coding region runs from base 851 to 1933 and encodes 360 amino acids. The record is from RefSeq and is a predicted model, not a curated record. Gene Ontology annotation, biological process: positive regulation of cyclin-dependent protein serine/threonine kinase activity.
AGUUUCAUUAUUUUUAAAAGCUAAGAAUGCAUUCACUUAGAGGGCAUUAACUUUACUAACUUAAUAUUAUGUGUUCACAACGUCAGUCAUAACUGUAUAAAUCUAAAUCUGUCAAUCAAAAGUCUAAACUCUGAAUAUCUAAAAUGCAAAAAAGACGUGUAUAUAGGGUAUCCACAAUGACUUCCUUUAGUUUUAGAUGUAAUUAAACCAUCAAAAGGUUAUUUUACUUUUUAAAACUACAUUUAAGACAUAGAAAUACAACACUCAUUACUAAUAUGGGGAACAACCUAUCUGGAUCACAAAAGAUUAUUAUGAUUUAUUUUUAAAUAAUGCACGCAAAUAUAUAGCGCAUCACGGGCCGUUGCCAUGGAUACAGCUGCGGGAUUUGAACUACAACUGUAGCGAAAAGCAACGUGGAGACAGCAAUUACCUGCACAGACAGCAUUUAUCUGCACAGACACUGAGAAAGAACGACAUUUCAGCGAAAUAACACAGACAAGAAGAAGAUACAGACUGGUAAGGUAGGGCGGGAUUCUCUGUGAUCACCGGAAGGUACAGUGAUCAUCCCUGAAACCGCCCCUCUUCGCUGGGAUCAGCUCUAACAACUGGGACGGUUUGGAUCCUACCGCCUGCGUGGUGCCCGUUUUCGUUAUUUUGCUAUUUUUUUAUUUAGUGUAAAGAGUAAAAUGUUUAAAAGUUUUAUUAAACAGAAAUUAGUUGUCAUUUAUUUUAAAAAUGACUCCAAUUAUAAAGUUGUCAAAGUUUUCACGUCAUUUUUUUACUUCAAGAAAGAACAUCAGGAAGAAGACACCUGAACAUUCUUUAACAACAAUCUCCUUGCAGUUAAAGGAUGGUGAGGCACGCGCACUUCAGGCGCCGGUACCUCAGUCAACAGGAGGCAGAAGAUCCGUCCGGACAGGACUUCAGCGGCAGGGAGCAGCAAGAGGAAUCCCUGAUCAUCAUGGAUCAGCAGGAAAUGGCUGCUUUCUUCGCACUGCUGGAUGAUGAUCUGAUCCAGCAUUUCCUCUGUAUGGACUCCUGCUACAUGGUGACCGACAAGUAUCUACUGGCGAUCACCUUCAUCUACUUCAAAAGAGCUCACUUCACGGCCAAUGAGCACACAAGGAUGAACUUCUUCAUCGCCCUAUAUCUCGCGAACAUGAUGGAGGAAGAAGAGACGGGGAACAGAUUUGAGAUCUUUCCCUGGGCCUUGGGAGGAAACUGGAGACGUCAGUUUCCCUCCUUCAUCAAGAAGAAGGACCAGCUCUGGGCCCGGAUGGAGUACAGGACUGCUGUCAGCCGCCACUGCUGUGAGGAGGUGAUGGCCAUCGUACCCUCCCACUCUCUGUGGAAUCGGGAGCGCCCCGAACAUCACAGCGGGGCCCAGCGGCACUACAGCGGGGAGGGCUUUCAGUGGCCCCGGGGCCCAUCCUCUGUACCCGUCGCCUGCACGCUCUGCAGCAUGACCGUCCGGACCCAGGAACCCCGUGCUUCUGACCACUCAGGGAGCCCAGAGUCCAGCGCACAAGACAGCGAAGCGGAACAGGAUGGACCCCUGAUCCGGAUCAAAGAGGAAAGAAGAGGCUCAAAGCGAACAUGGGAUGGACAGCUGAAGGAUCACAGUCGCUGUCCAGAUCCACAAGAAGGUCCAAGUCAUUCUGAUCCUGUUGCAAGACCUCAGGACCUUGGAUCUCCCUCUGUGGGCGUGCUGAAAGUGAGGAAGGUCACCGAGACGACGGGCCUGCCUAUCGGAUCUGCACCACACGUUGGAGCCCUAGUUCCAAGCUACAUCAUUUUGUACCCGGGAACUUUUUAUACAGCCCCAUUUCUGGUUCCCUGCUUCCUGGUCUGGGAUCUCAUCCAGUCAGCGGCCCAAGACCCAUUGGUCCCCUGUUGCCACGCCUCCCCCUUUGCCGAGUCCUCGUCUGUGUAGGAUUGACCCUUCCGACUUCCAGAACAUCCUGCUCCUCAUCCCCGACUAUGUUUAUUCCUUUCUGUUUUGAUCUUGGUUGCCCACAUCUAUAUUUAAACACAAUGUACUGUUGUAUGGG